Messenger RNA from Pocillopora meandrina, 24256 nucleotides. Lineage: Eukaryota; Metazoa; Cnidaria; Anthozoa; Scleractinia; Pocilloporidae. The record is from the annotation of a GenBank genome assembly.
AUGGUGGUUUUUUUCUCUAGUAUUCUCAGUUUACUUGUUACUAUAGGUUAGUUCAUUGUCCUUUGGUCGUUUUACGACUUGCAAUUUCAACGGUCACGAUUGAAAUUCAUCCAACGACUUAUUGUAUUGUUUACACUCGUCAUGUAUUUGAACUACUGACUUGGUGAGAUGUGCUAUUUAAGGAAUGGCGGAGAUUCCAGAUGCUUCUUCCUUUAAAGAUUCUUUGAAGCGACGUAUAUGUUUGGAAGGGAAAUCUCAGGUUGGUAAAGACGAAAAUGUGAAAAUAUUCCGAGAGCUACUGCUUUGCAUCCAUUUCCUACAAGGUCCAGCAAGCGCUUCCUAGAGUUGAUCAGAUACCCCGGGCUAUUUUCUCGUCAUUUGUAAAUAAUGUAGCUGUUCCAUUUCAUUAACCAUCUAGCUGUUACCACGCUCUUCAGUUAAUACUACAAAACAGUUGUCAGAUUUAAGAAGCGUGAUGAGAAGAUCAAGAAUACAGGCCUAUAUCGUACCCUCUAUGGACGCACACCAGGUAACCGCGCAUCUUGUUCGUUUGUUCAUAUAUGUUUCUUUUUUAUUAUUCAGAAGUUUAAAUUACUUUUCAUGAAGGAGAAAGAUAAGUAAUGGUUAAAAAUUGGACCUGUUGAGACCCUAAGGAAAUCCAUAGUUCUCAGCUAUAAAGAUCGAAUGAAGAGAUAAAAGGCGAGGUAGCUUAAACCCAUGUCUAUUGGAUGACGACAACCACGACUGCCUUUUAAACUGCUAAAUAGAUAGCAGAAAAAAAAGCCUAGAAAUAAAAAGCCAAGGCAACAGCCUUAUCGUAAGUGUCCAUUCACGGAAAUCCGAAAAAAAUGUGACGCGGAUAUUACCAUCAUUACAUCUCCUUUCUCGAAGCAAAUAACACUCUGGAUGAGGAAAAACUGAGUGAAAGCAAAAAUUCUUAGCCAUCUUAUUCAUACUUUUAAUUUAUUUUCCAGAGCGAAGAUGUUGCGCCACAGUAUCAACGAAGGGAGUUUAUUUCUGGAUUCAGUGGAUCUCAUGGUAAGGACGCAAAUGAAGCUUACCCAUAGAAAAACGCAUCAUAGGCGAGAGAACUAUUCGUAGACCAAAAAGAAAAUAACAAGUCAAAAGAAAGAGUCAAACAAAAAUGGAAACUGCAUAACUGGAUCAUUUUCUCUUUCCAUUAUCUCUUUUCGACACUUUUAUAUAAUAAAUUUGCAUAUCUUCAGGGACCGCUAUCAUAACGUACGCAAAGGCUGCUCUCUGGACAGACGGAAGAUAUUUUCUUCAAGCAGAAAUGGAAUUAGACUGUAACUGGAUUGUACAAAAAGAGGGUGAGUUAUGAUUUGCUUCACAUCAUAUACAACUUUCAUUAUCAUCAUUGCCGAUAAGUAUCACAUAGCGGCAUUUCUAUCCACGCAGGAAGACAGAAUUAUACACAUUGAACGCCUAACGUUUACCAUCUUCAUUUACAUCAUGAUUACGCUUAAGCACCACCUAUAUCGACAUUACUAACCUCACAGUAUGCGGUAAUUUUGGCACGAUGGACUUAUUUACUACUAGUUCAAGGACCUAGCUUGGCACGAGUCCCCUAUAGCUUGGUGGAAGAGCAUCCUAAGUCCUUAAGAGAAUGUCGUUGAUUGGACUCCUUUUUAGAAUCUUCUUUUAAAUAACUUAUUGUUCCUUUGUACGAGCUAUCAACAUUAUCUGCAUUGGAAAAUUGCAGAGGUUUCAUAUCUCAGGGAUUUGACGCUUAAACUGGUGACGUACAUAUUUACUUUUUAGACUUUUUACGUUGAAAUUGAAAGGUCAACAAGGUAUGAGGGAUCAUAUUUUAAUUUCAAUAGGAAUGAAAGGAACUCCAAAUCUUUCCCAAUGGCUACUUGACGUAAGUAACAGUUUUAUAUUGAUUUGAGCUACAAAGGUCAGUCCUUUCAGCCCUUCAUUGGAAUUAUCUCUCCGAGAGAUUGAAAUGAGGUCGUUUAUUCAAAAGAGCAAGUCAAAAAAAUAGAUGAAGGACCUAGGAUAUAGGAUAUUAUUUCAACGUAGUCUUUUAACCAUUUUAACCAUUUCAGAGCCUGCCAAAGGGGUCCAGCGUGGGAGUUGAUCCUUUUCUUAUUUCCGUGUGUAAGUUGCCUUUGUUUUUGAUGUUUUACACAAUAUUCGAACAUUAGAAAGAUGGCUUUUGUUUGGUUAAGAGGGUGGGAAUUCCACUUUAUAGCAAAAUAAAGCAUUACAAAUUAGUAUGAUAGAAUAGGAAGGAAGAUUUAUGUAGAUUUUGAUCUUCGAAGACUCUCACUUAAUUUUGCCCCAUUCCCGUGACAAGAGAAAUAACAUCCCGUUCAUUUCACGACCUAGCUCAAAAUUUAUCAUUUUUCUUACUCUACUUAGUAUUCUACCUAGUACUCUAAUCAGUAUAAUCGAUAUGUAUUGUAGAGAGAAAGGCGAAAGUUCUGCUUGCGAAAAACGGUGCUUUCUCACUUGCACGUUUUGAUCAUUUUUUUAUUCAUAGUUUGUCAAUCAAUUUGUCUUUAGAAGCCUAGUAAGCACGGUACGGAAAAGAAAGAAAGACAGAACUAGAUAAACCCCCGUUGGAUUUUUUAAUAAAAUGUCGCAGUAUCGUAGGAUAAUUUCCGUUUCUGAAAAGUUUAUCAAAAGUUCUCAGUUGCUCUCAGAUAUUCGCGUUUAAGCCAAAUUUUAACUCUCGGAAAGUACUUAAGGCUCGAACAUAGUUCAUCCCAGUUACAUUAGCCCACAGAAGGGGUUAAUUUUACUAACUUUACCACGAGUAGCAUACAAACCUUAAGUUAGUUGCAAAAUCUGGUAAAGAGGAGUGUUAUCCUAGGUUUUAAUUAUGGUGGAUUUUCCUUUUUCCCUUGAAACAAGGCGGAAAAAUAGAAAAAUCACUACCAAAUGUAAUUAUAUUCUGUAUGAAUCAAGAGUCAAUUUACAUCUUUAUAUUAGGAUUUACUCGAAAUAUCAACAGUUUUUUGAACGUUCUACUGCUUGAAAAGAUUGUGCACAUAAUUUGUCUCGGACAGAAGUUUGAUUCAUUCUCAAACCACAAAAUUUGUUCCCGCACAACGCGAAAACCUUGAUUUCCAAUCCGCAAAACAAAACUCCUCCAACCGUUUACAUUUAACGCGGAAUUCCAGUAUGUAUAUUACUGUCGCUUUGUGUUCCCUUCUCAAUCAAGCUUUAGAUGGCCAUAGAAUUGAAGUGAAUCGGUAUCUUUGUAUCGUAAUGAGGCCUACAAGUGCGCAGUUCAUAGCCAUGACAAUUAACAAAUACAACUGUACGUAAGCAUAUAAAUGUAUGACAUCAUCUUAAUUUUCCCGUGUCGGUUGAAUCACUGCAGGUGAGUGGGAUCGAAUGUUUAAGGUAAAGUUGAAUAUUUCUUUUAAUUGACUUUGGAUAGCUGAAUAAUGAGGUGUCUAUAAAGGAUGGACCAAACCAGGUGCUCUCCGAAACAAACCAUGUAUCCUUCCCCUCGAAAAAAGGACACAUUCUUCAAAACAAAAACAACAACAACAAAAAACAAAACAAAACAAAGCAAACCGGAGCGCAGUAACAGACAAAUUUCGUUAGGGGCCAAAGGUAGUUAUGACAUUCGUGUGCUUUAUUGCUUUAACCUAGUCAAAGUUUGCCCCAUUGUCUAUACAAAAAAACUAAUUAUUACUUCUUUCUUUCAAGGAACGAUUUAAGUGAAUAACUGUAGCAUAGAGCUUAGCUCAAAGUUUUUCUCCAGUUACCGUUCAUUACUUUUUUUGCAACAUUGUGUAAGACUUUGUCUUAGAACUGUAUAGUUUAAAAUACCGGGUUGUUUCUCUCUUUACAGACAUCAGAAUGAACUUAAGCGAGAUUAUUAUGAGUUUACUAAGGCAAUUUCAUGUCACCAGGAGCUCAAGGAACAUAACAUCGAUUUGAUUCCUGUCACACAAAACCUGGUUGAUCUUGUUUGGCCAUCCAGACCACAGCCACAACCAAGGAAGUUGAUUGUCCUCGAUAUUUCUUACUCAGGUAUGGCAUAAAAAACAAAUUAGUAAUUACACUAAAAAGAGAAAAUAAUCGGUGCUGGGUGGGCUAGUAAAAGAAAGCGACAUCACACCGUCUGGGUAUAGGUCUUUUAUAGCUUCCCCUCAAAUCAAACUCACUCAUAAAGAAAAUAAAAUUCACGGGUUUUAAAAAAACCGUCUCCGGGUGAUAAAAGAAAAAAACGAGUAAGAAAAAAAAUAGACACGAAUCUGAGUGACAAGUAUUGUUAAGAAUCAUAUUAAGAUCAAGUAAAGGAUUUUCUACAACCAAUGAACGCGGCGGUGAACUCCUACUGCAGAUAUCAUUUCCGAUAUACCAUUGUUUAUUUUGAGUGUAACGGUAAAAAUAGAAUUCUUAUAUCAACCUCAGGUAGAAGUUGGCAAGAUAAAAUCAUAGCCUUACGCGGGUUCCUAAAGGCCAGGUCAGCGACCGCCGUUGUAAUCGAAAAACUGGAUGAAAUAGCGUGUAAGUAUUUGUUAAUGUACGACGAAAGCCGAACAGACCUAUUUUGAUGGAAUUGCUUCCCGAUUUUCGGUAUGAGUGUUGGAGCCGCUAACCUAUAUUAGUUGGCGUGAAGGAGGGCAAAGGGCUGUCUUGUUUAAAUGCAACCCAUUCUUUAAUUCAGGCAAAGGUAAAUAUGAUUUCUCUCUCACUAGUUUCCUUUCGAUUCCACGAACUUGUUUAUAAUUCCUUCCUCUAUUUUUGAAAUCACUUAAUCUUAGUACUUGUACACCAGGAAGUACAUUUCUCCUUUUAUCCCAAAUAUUAAUUUAUUGAUAUCCACUGAUGUAUAAAAUGUGGUGAAUCGAUAAUUUAGCUGACAAAGUUCCAUUUUUCUAAGGAGACCUCAAUAUUGUACCAUCCAGUAAAUUAUAUUUACAACUGUUUUCUCAGGGCUUUUGAAUCUCCGAGGAUUUGAUAUCAAGUAUACCCCAGUUUUCUUCUCCUAUGUUACAGUUACAAAGGACAGUGCCUCGUAAGUAACAUCUCUCAUUUCUUCUUAUAACUGGCGGGGUCAUUUCCUCCUAAGAGAUUUGAUGUAAGAUGGGUCGGCUACUGUCACAGUAACAUGAAGCAAAUGACAAAAUAAAUCGGUGCCUUUUAAACCAAGAACAAAACAAAACAAAGAAAAUUAAAAGAAAAAACCAAUUGAAAUACUUUGGUAACAUUAUAGUAGUAAAAGGCAGUCAAGAUUUUUAAAAGAGGGUUCAGACAGAAGUAUUUUAUUGAUAUUGAAGAUAUUACCAGGCUAUCUUAUCACUGUAAUAAAAAGCUUUUUCUCGUGAGAAGGUCACUUUCACUUUACGCCUCAUCGUUACGUGGGAUUUUCGUUUUCCUCUUAAGUGAGUUCAAUUUAAAAUAUCUUUAUUGACAUCAUCGAGGUACCUAAAAAUUCACGACUCUCUUUUAAACCACCUUACGCUAAUUUGGAUGUUUUUUCACAAUUUCUUCAUUUGACUGGCCUCGUGCAUUUGCAGACUGUUCAUAGAUAAUGACAAGGUGACGCCAUCUGUGAAAAGACAUCUGAAAGUUAAAAAUUGUAAAGGCCGGAAUGAAGAGCACUUGUGCGUACAACUUAAGCCAUAUGAUGCUAUCAAGGAAGUUGUGAAAAUACUAGCCGAAUGCAAAAAUGCUAAAAUAUUGGUAAGUAGAGCCACGACCAGCCAUAAAAGGCUUUCUGCCAAAACACUCCACGUUACUGGGAUAACUCAGUAAGUUUCCAUAUGGUGUUACAAACAACUGUAGAGAACUGCAAGACUUGAAAAUGUUUGUUGCAUUUUCUUGUUGCAUUCUUAUGCUGACACGCAUAACUAACCAUAAUCGAUUGCAGGAUUGUUCUUUUUUUAGUCUUUUUACCGAUACAAGUUGUAUUGGUAAACCUCGUUCGUCUUUAUGAACUCAGGUUAGCACAUCCUCAAGCCACGGAAUAAGGAUGAAGAUUCCCAAGGUCAGCAUUUGAACUCAAUCGAUAUCUAUUUUAAUGAGUCGCACCUUAAAGUUAAACCAACGCCGAACGUCAAACGCACACAGUUAUAUGUAUCCGUGCGUCAGUAAUGUUAUGUGUAAUGAGUAUGUUUUUACUGCUGGACAAAUUUAUCUAACAAUUAGUUUAUUCAUUCAGGCAGAGGGCCACUAAAAAUUUCCAAUUAACCGUUCAAUGUCUGAACAAAUCCACUUCCCAUAGACGUUUACUUCGACUGGUUCAUUCUUUAUUUUUUGGGUAAUUUCGCAUUUUUUCUCGUAGCUGUUUUAAUUCCGAAUUUGUUAAUUCUUGAAACCGAAAACUAACACGUUCCCAGCUCGUUUACCAUCGGCUCUUUCAUUUUCCAGGUUCUCUAAUCGCAUACUAAGAAGAAUUCAUACUAUAGUUAGUAAUGUGUUUUUAUGCAUUUAUCUUAUCGUCAUUUUUAUCAUUCCUUUUUUUAAGCAACAUUACACCACUGUUGUGCAAGCUUCAUUGGCUACCUAUUAAAUACCGCAUAGCACCCGACUAUGUUUGUAAUCUUAUCAAUCGUAAAAUUUCUGCUAAAUAUGAGCUUAGGUCCAAUCAAAAGCUUCUGCUGGAGGGACCUGGUUGCAAAAUGCUACCCACAUUGGGAGCAAAGGCACUUUCCUCCUUUGUUCCGUAUGUUUGACAUCACUGGCCAUGAAUCUUUACCUACUUUUGAAGGUAGUCUUGAGACUUACCUUUUAAAACAUGUACCUCGACUUUUUUUGUUCCUGUAAAGCACAUUUGAUAAUACUUACCUGGAAUUUGCUCUAUAAAUAUUUUAUCAUCAUUAUUAUAUUAUUUUUUUAGGAAAAUUUGUUAAUAGACGAGUCGCCAGUUGCUUUACCAAAAGCAAUAAAAAAUCCAACAGAAAUUCGUGGAAUGAAAAAUGCCAAUGUAGGUACUUUCCUAAUAGCGAAAAGUAGUAAUGUCUUUUAGUAAUGAUAAUCUCUCUCUAAAUAUUUCUGAGAAUCAAGUAGCCUGUACGUGUACAAUUAGAUGAGACGGUUAUAUUUUUUUAACGAGUGUUGCUUUAACAUGCCAGAACCUAUUUAUUUGGCCUUGCAGGUAAAGGACUGCGCGGCGCUUUGUCAGUUCUUUGCUUGGAUUGAAUGUGAGGUAUUAAAAGGGCUAAGGGUUGGUUUCUUUUUAAUGGGCUUCUUCUACUUUUUAGUGGUUUUCAGUGGUCGUAGUAAAAUCGUGAAAACUGAAAUGCUAGGUCUUAUUUCAACUUUGUUCGAACCAUUUUCAGUGUUGUUUGAUCUCCAUAAGCAAUGCCACGAAAAGUUGGCAUCUACUGAACGCUAUUCAAAUGCUUCCCUAAAUCAAGCUCAUCUCACAUAAACGGACGAAAUAUUCCUCAACAACAAAGAGAGAGCUUCGUUCUUUGACUCACAUAAGUUUGAUUAAAUUAGUAAUUUUGAAUGCCAGACUCCAGAACAUAUCUACACACGGUAACACAUCAACAUCAUAUGUUAUGAACUUAUUGUCUAUUUGAACUCUUUGACUGUCUAACAUAUUUAUUUCUAUUCAGAAAUAUCGAUAGCUUCAUAUUUUUCGCAAUUAGGAAAUACUUCUUACUAACCUAGUUGGAGGUCCGAACCGUAGGUAACAGACCGAAUUUUUUACCACUUUUGACUUGAGCAAUCAGCGCGAAGCACGCUGGGCAUAAAUCAUGGGGAAACGGAAAAACGAGGAUCCCUAACUUACCGUUGGGAACAACAAUAACAACAAAAAGACAGGUUAUUAGGAAGUUUAUUACAUCUCUUCAGUGUGUCUCGAUAGUUGAGAAACAAUUAGAGUGAUGCGAAACGGCGUCAAAUGACUGACAAGAGUAAAAAUGAUCGAAACAAGCCAAUUCAAUUUUUGAACUUUCAUUUUUCCACUGCGGCUAAGUUAACUGGAGAUAAAUCAGACAUAACCAUGACUGAAAUCAAACUGAGCUCAACGGUUAAUGUCUACAAUACACAUUUUAUUUUGGCGAUUGUACUAGAUGAUGGUAGCGAAUACUAGCCCAUACUAGGUUUAAUUUUCCGUUUCAGAAUUUAGUUAUUACUCAGUAUUUAUCGCUAUUUUUGCAGAUUUCAUUGAAUUCUACAAAGCUGACAGAAUUGACGACUGAGGCAAAGUUGUUGUACUUUAGAACGUAAGAGAACUAUCAUAUGAAAUAGCGAAAUGAAUUACCGCAGGUUUGAUGAUGCUUUUUGCAUGAAACGAAUUGUUUAGAUUUCUUUUUUAGUUUUAAAUAUUAAUUGCAGCGCGGCGCGAUCAGCGUUCUUUCGUGUGGCCUAAAUAGUCUAUCUUUAAAUAGAACUUGCAAAUUUAUACCUGCAGGAUCUUCCAAAAAUUUUAAUAAUUCUUAAAAACUUUUUUCGUUAAAGGCUGGAGAAGAAUUUUAUGAGUCCAAGUUUUGCUACAAUUUCUGGCUUUGGACCCAACAGCGCCAUAAUCCAUUACAAGUAGGUCCAAGAUAUGUAAAAAUUUAGUUAUUUAGAGCUGGUUGACUGUCUGAUUCAGCUUAACCUUGCCAACUGACAAGACGUGGGGAUGAUUUAGUGGCGACUGCGCGAAUUGUGUCAUAAGUAAAGAAAGAAAUGCAAAAUAACAAAAUUAACUACUGGUGCGUGAAAAUCAAUUAGUUAACAAAUAGAGAAGCUUUGACUGUACUCUGUUCUGUUGUAAAGCAUGCAGGAAGCGCGAAAGAAGUGUAGGGGGAAACACCGGACGAAGUCGAGUGUUUCUCCGCACUUCCUGAAGUUUCUUACAAAUAGGUAUAAAUAUAGUACAAAUUGGCACAUGGCGUGACAGCUUUAGCUCAGCUCCAUGUUUUGUACUCUGAAAAAGCACGCACUUUCAAUCAAUGACAGUGUGCAUUAUAUCCGAGCUUCAUUUUAACGCUAUAUAAUGUUAAGUACUAACUUCGCGCUUCUAAUUUUUCUUUUUCUUUUCACCGUGCUGAAUAAUCAACAUGGUACACCCCAAGGAAAAGAAACGUGAGAUGCUUUAGACGAUCUAAAGAUCUCACCACCUUCUUUUUUUAAUCCGUCGACAGAGCAAAUCAAUAUACUAACGCCCGGAUCGACAAAAGCAGUGUUUAUUUGUUGGAUUCAGGAGGACAGUACUUGUAAGCUUUCCUGGCUUUUUGUGUUCCCAAAAUAAUUGUACUUAUUGACUGAGUGGGAGGCCCGGACGGGAAAAUAUUUGGCUCUCGGUCAUGACGCACGGACCUCGCUCGGUCCGUGCGUCAUGACCGAGAGCCAAAUAUUUUUCCAUCUGUCCCGACCAAACUUAUUAAAUGACCAUUUUAUCAUAGACCACUAAACGCUGAAAAUUUCCAAAAUUUUGGUUUUGUGACGUGUUUAUAGUAGACUGCCGCAAGGGUAGAAGAAAGGUUCUGUCAUUUCCCUUUUUACCGAAACGAAGCGUCCGCGUUAAAAACAGUUGGGAUAUCUCACGAUGAAAUAAAGCCAAGAUCUUUCUCCAAAAUCCUUUUUCCAUUCGUCUUAGGCAUUGUAGUAGUUAGGAAUAUAAUGUUGUUUGUCCUUGCUGUACGCUAGACAAGCGUUCGGAAAUCCCUCUUAAUAUUGUUUUCAAACUCUCGCGCAAGCGCAGUGUUUGACCGCUGUGUUCAACGCGUCUGGCCCUACACAAGUCGGCUUUUACUAUGGCUUUCUCUGAGAUUGCACCCGCGGGGCCAUACGGGUCAUACGAUGCGUACAUAUUGUGUAAAAAUACAGUUUUCAGAUUCAUACGAAUGACUAAGUUGUUUAAAAAGUUUCUUUAAUGUUCUUUUAUUGGCCCAGAGAUGGGACAACAGACACAACAAGGACGGUUCAUUUUGGAGUUCCAACCAAACACCAGAAGGUUAGUGCUACAUUUUUACCUUUGAAAACACUUUUUUCAACGUUUUCCUUUCACCACGGGAUGAACAUGAUAGGCCAACAUAUCAAGGUCCCUGUCAACCUAAAUGUGUUCGGAAAUGCGAUUGUUUAGUGCAGGAAAAGUCGUGUAUAUGUCAACUAAGACCCAGCCUUAUCAUGGAGGUUACCUCAGAGCACAGCAUCCAUGAACUUCAUUUUGUAGUAAGUACCUAUUAGGUUUACUUUUUUUUUUUAACUUUAUCAUUCUUGCUCAGUCAACUUAACAAUGGGGUCACGAUGGCACCGACAACUUCUCUUUUCUGGCCUGUUUUUCACCAUUUGCUUGACUAUUAUUAGUAUUAUUAUUAGCAUCGUAAUUACUACUACCAUUCUUAUCAGACAUACCCCGUCAUGCACAACGUUUUUUAUUAGUAUUAUUAUUAGCAUCGUAAUUACUACUACCAUUCUUAUCAGACAUACCCCGUCAUGCACAACGUUUUUUCUUCUCAUGACUAAGAUAAUGAAUGAUGGCAAUUUCAGGAUUGCUACACAAGAGUCUUAAAGGGACAUAUUGACAUUGCCAGUGCAGUUUUUCCCAAUGACACGUAUGGUGAGAAAUGUUUAUGUCUUGUAUUUAGUCCUGUUUAUGUUUGAAGCCCGUAAAAUUUAAUUAGAAAGAAAGGUGCACACACAUUUUAUUCGCUGAUUUAACCUAUAAUUCGAGCGGAUAUUUUGUGAGUUACCUCGUAUUUUUCCAAACACCUUGGUGCCCCUCUUGAGACUUCUCGAGAAUCGUAUCGAAUGCGUGCGUCCAAGACCGCUGCUUAAUUAUGUUCUAUAAUAUGGUUUAAUGGCUGAAUAGAAAUUUUAUUUUUUCCCAACGAUCGAUAGGUUUAUCUGACUUUUUGAAAUUCUUACAUCUCUUAUCUGAUGUAAAAGGUUGUUCUUUUUCGGGAUAUGGCUAACUUCUUUUGUCAUUCGUUGGUCAGUUGUGGUCGAACUCAGACAAUGAGUGUAUUUUACUGUAAAUAUUGUAGAACAGCGAAAAAGGAGAUUGCUGUUAAUUACAAUGUUCAAAGGACCGAGCACAUGUUUAAAACACUUCCUAAUAGGAAGUCAGUUCUCAGUACAUGUCCAUAUCCCCACAGAUUUGGGUCCAAAUUUGAUUUUGUUUCUCCCACAGUUGAUAAAUUAGUUUUUACUUGACUUGGCUUUUUGGUUUUUACAGGAGAGUGUAUCACAUAGCCCCGUUAAAAAGUAUGAAAAGUUUAUGGCGGCUUUGGCAGGGGAAGUUAGUUUUGUUUUCCCAAUAGUCUCAGGAGAAAUGAAACUACUCUUUUUUUUGGGUCCAGACAUGACAUUAUAAUGAACUCGAUAUACUCCCAGGUCGACCCCUUCCACUGCCGAGUGAGAGUAUUAGCCUCUUAGUGAUGCAACCAAAAUAUUUUAGUGGAACUAUGAUUAAAUCUAAUCCACUGAAUAGCUAUUCUGAAAUUAAAGUGUUCAUAAAAUGAACGUCGCGUAAUCUUUGGUGGCCUUCGAUUUUAAUAGGAAAAGACAAUAACGACAAAAAGUUGAAAUGGAAGAAAAGACAAGUGCUUUGAAUGUUACUUGCGUGACUGACUAUAACUCUCGUUUGGCUUAGAGAAAAUUAUAGAAUAAUCCCCCGACUCUAUUUAAAAAACAGCAACGACAGUAUUCGAAGGAAAAUUGUCAGAUACAGCUGACAUAAAAUGAUCUACACUCCUCUUGUGGAAGAAUCACCACCUGACACGUUUAAUAAAGACUACUUUCGCUCAUCAACGAGAAAAUGCUGGGUUCCCUAAUUAGAAUUUAGACUCAACUGUCGAUUCAGUUACUACAUCGUAUACAUUUCCGAUUGGAGUAUUAAAUUCAUUUAGCGGCGAAAUUCAUGAAAGUUAGGAAUAAAUACCGAAACGACUGUAUGUGGACAUGACCGAGUCUUAAUCGAACACUUUGUCUUCGUUUUCAAGGAAGGACAUUAGAUGUGUUUGCACGACAACCUCUUUGGAAAGUGGGGCUGGAUUAUCGACAUGGCACGGGACACGGAAUAGGACACUUCCUAAACAUUCACGAGGGUACCCUAUCUUAGACACAUUUAGUAUUUAUUGUAUAUUCAGAUAAGCGUAGAGUGCUGGCAGAUUAUGGAUUAAUGAUUAAUGAUCCUAUCAAAUAUCUCAAAUUUUGAAUUUAUUUCCAUCAGGUUGAACGUGUACAAAUUUAGCCAACGAAACCUGCAUAGUUUGAAGUUUUUACAUGAGUCAACGGCGGAACCUGCGACAAAAAUGGUGCGAAGAAAAUUGUGAUCUUUGCAACUCCUUUUCGCUGCUCCGCCAUCUUCAUUUUUCAUCUAAUAUCCUCAGCUACGCUAGCUAGAGGGAACUGACCUUCAAGGGCACAUACUGCAAAGUGAAAAAGUUUUUUAUUAGUCGUGCGAAACAGCGAAAUUAAUGUCCUUUCCCCCUCUCCUUUAACAUCAUGUAGUACUAGAUACACAAAUGAAUUAGCCUCCGUUGUUACACUGGGAUUUUCAAAUUCACGCUCGGCGUCACAAUCCAUAAUCUGUAAAUCGUUUAGCCAGGAUUUAAACGGCCUUCGGUUUCAGAGGGAAUCUCAAAAUUACAUUAUGCCUUUUUGCGGGGACGAUGACUGUUUCUCUGAUGAGAGUUUGAUUGUAUUAGAGAAAAUAGAGGGGACCCUCUACCGACUCUGAUCUGAUGCGCAGUUGUUAAUGAUUCAUUUACUACCUUUAAAUCAUCGUUACAAUUCUCGUGCAGGACCCCAGUGUAUAGCUCCAGGAUUUCCUAUCGAAGACGAGAAAAUUUUAAUGCCUGGAAUGAUUUUAUCUGACGGUAAGAGUCACAUAAAUGUGACGUAGUGAUGCUAAAGUUAUAUCGAGGCAUUAAUACAAACAACUGUGAAAAGAAGCCCGAAAAAAUUUAGGCUUCGACGGGAUUCGAGUGCAUGCCUCCAAGACACUGGUUGGGCGCAAUCACUAUCAGGACUGAGCCGUUCGAAGCCACAUGUUGUACAUGGUAAAAUUUUUAGUAAUUCUGAAAUGCUAUCGAAAGAGGACCUUCAUGCAUAUGAAAUAUUGAUUCUUUAGACGCCUUACUGUUUCUGAUAUGAAAAUAUGCAUAUAUUUAUCCAAAAAAGAACAAUCCGAUAACGAUAAAAAACCCAGGUGCGAUGAUAUGUACCUAUUGACUGAGUGGGAGGACAGGACGGGACAAGGUCCUGUUACCAAUCAAUCAUAACUGUUAUAAUUUUCGAAAAAAACAAAUACAUUUAAGACAAACAUCUCCGGUAGAGACAAUGUCUAAAGUAAAAAUCCCUUCAUUUUGAAAAUUCCCCUGUCUUUUUUAGGAUUAGUGAUUGUUGCUCUGGUUUUUGUGAUCAAUUCUGUGAUUAGCGAAUUUACCUGACUGGACUUGAGGCUGUUGCGUUCGUUUUUUCUGUUUAUGCAGUGUUACUUAUAUUCUAACGCUAAAACAGAAAGUGUGAGAAUAAAGUUUUUUGCUUCAUUUCUAACACAAUUUUAUGCAAAAAGUUGGCACCCUAAAUUAAUUCCAUUCGAUAAAAGUCUAAGGAAUAGGAUUAUUCUUAAAAAGAAUCGGUCAAGUGCUACCAAAAUCACUUUCGAAAUCCAUUACCUUAAAUUCCAUUUAAUGACGACUAAUUGAUAGAAACUUAACUUUAAGUACGGAUAGUUUCUUACACUGUUAUUCGACCCAACACAUUGCUCAUUCUCAUUUUCUGGACAAAAUAUAAAGUUUAUUGCUUCGCAAUCAAUGCAUCUUUUUAGUACAUUAUGUAGAAGUAAAGAGCACUUUUCGCGGUCGAAAAUUGGCUGGUUCAGUGGUGAAAUACAAAGGAUCAUUCACCUCCGAGCAUUUAUUCCCUUAGAACCGGGAUAUUAUGAAGAUGGUCGCUUUGGAAUUCGACUUGAAACAGCUGUCCUUGUGAAAGUUGCCAAAACAAAGGUCAGAAAAGAUUAACUUUCUUUUUCCCUCAAAAGUAGUUAUGAUCGGGUCUUGGAAAUGUUGGUAUAAGAACUCUAAUUUAGUACAAGUCUUGGAAAAAGUAGAAAAACAAACUAAAAUGUAAAAUAUUGGCUACCAUAUCUCCCUGUUUUUGUAGCUUCUCUAAAGCAGUGAAAGUUCACAGGUUUGUAUCUCGCAAACUUUUGCUAUCUAAACUUAAACUCAUCUUCAUUCAUCGACCACGUUGCAGGAACGUGUGCAAUAGAGAAUUGGUACAAAUCCGCGCUUUCCUUUACUCUAAACAUUUUUGCCAUUAUCUCAUUGGUGAUCGUGUAGUCUCGCAUAAAUCUCAACGUAUCCCGCCAGGGUUGCAUUUCAUCAAAUGCUCCCCUGAACUGAUCGAAAACACCAUAACCGUUGAGACUUGCUUGUCACUCCCCCACCCUUUCGCCCCGUGGACCAAACAUCUAAUCUGCAACCGACUUCCCUGGGAUUAAAUAAGCUCUAAGAUAACAUAACACGUGUGAAAAGCUUUCCUUUUGCAGUAACAAGAGGGUGUUAUACUUUUGAAGAAUAUCUUAUAAAAAAUUAAGAGUUGUAAGUAGAGUUGAGCGAUAUAUUUUUGAUCUAUCAGAGUGCGUGUAAUGUUAUAGAAAUGUGACAUGGUUGUCAAGUGUUAUAACUUUCUUUUUUCAGCGUAGUAAUACGAUGUAAAUUUCCUUCUUGUAUUUUGAACAGUAUCAUUUCGAUGAAGUGGACUAUCUUGAGUUCGAACCAGUUACAUUUGUAAGUACUCCGCCCUGUAGACAACUAAGCAAAUGUCACGUUUUUCCUGUAAUUCUUCUCACAUGAUUUAUUUUUCUCGUCCUUCCUUGUUUGUCAUAACUUUUUCGAUUGUGAGUUAUUUGUUUUGCAAAUAUGAACGGAAUCAAUUGUAGCUCUUUCAUUGCAAAAAUGAGUCUGAUUUUUUUGUAACUACCAUUAAGUAACGUCACUUGUUUAUGUGGUCCAUUUAUUGGUUUGCGGAACCAGCUAUUUCAAUGGGCCGCCCAUACAAUUUUUGCUUAUGCAUUUUCUGGUUUGACACGCUGAAAAUCAUAACUCGUGAAUAUUUGAGGUCAGUCAGAAAGAGAGAGGAAAUGACAGUUCUGGGCAAAUACAAAACCAAGCAUAGAAAAAAUGUUUUGGGUCAAGCCCGGACCACUUUUUUUAUCCUUGGUUUUGCAUUGUCCAAGAACUAUUAUUUUACAACUACUACUGAGUUAAGCGCAGAAAUCUCAAAUCAUAAUUUUUUGAACUAGUCAUUCUUCAGAAUCAGAACAAAUUUAGAUAAAUUCAAUAAUUCGAUAGGAUCAGCAUCAAUGUCGUGUCUUCUCGCAAAGAAGUCGUGAUGUGCUUUGAUUUGUUCUCCUGUCAUAACAGUGUCUCUAUAAAUGGGAAGUUGUCUCAUUAAUAGGUCACGCGUACGCUUUCAAGCUUACGGUUAAUGACGUUGAGCUGACAUCUGAGAGGAUAAAGAUGUCACAUUGUAAAUUCCCUGAGCCUGACGCUUUCCCGUUAAUUACUAGCUGAACUCCUUCUUUCGUAUUCACCAAUCUCAAUCCACUUCCACUAACAGCACUGUCUCUCAUACUCCUGAGAUCGAUGAAAAGAGCGAAUCUGUCUCCAGCAUAAAAGUCUGUUGCAUUUAUCGCGCUGUUUUCCUCUUCAAAUCUUCUAAAGAGCUCUUCCCACCUAUCUAUUGUCUCCAUUCCUUGACUGUAAACCUUAAUUGGGAUUCCAUUGACGAUCACUUUCACUUCAGUGAUUUCGGGAUUAAAUGUUUUCUCUCUGUCCUUAACACCAGCGACAUAUGGCUCAUAUAAAAGAAGUCCCUUCAUUGACCUCCCUGAAACACCGAUGCUCUUAUUGAUGAUCGUUUCUGAUCCCUUAUCUACUAGGACUGUCUUGAGAUGAGUUACGUACACGUACAUGAAUCUCUUUCCAUUUUUUCAGUUGGACAAGGCCUCAUCAGCGGGUUCUUGACUGUGAAUGACGUCAUACUAAAGCUGUAUGUUAUUCAAUUCAUAGGCGAGCUGAGUCUCGUCAGAUCCUAUCACAACAUUGCUGGCAGGUGGAAGCCUGAGUUCGAAAAGAAGCUCAUCAGAAAGAGCUCUUGGGAAGAACACUCCAUGAUCCUUCAGAAUCUCACGAUUCAAUGGAAUCCUAUAUUUGUUCCGAUAGACAUCACUGAGCUUAUUCUCCUUGUCAAUUCCUGAUUUCUUCUUAUCUUCAGCACUGCAUCUGAUCUUCGAAAGAUCAACAGACUGAAUACCCUCUCAACAUAUUUGCUAUCUCGUUCUCAGUCAAGAAGAGGUCCUCAUAUAGCUUGAAUAGAUCAUAACCAUCGGUGUCCUACACGAUUUCUCCUGCGAUUUUCACAGUCAACCUGUAAACAAGAGCUCUUGCGACAUUGUUCACAAUAUAAUUGUUUGCAUGACCACUAACUGCCAAGUCAAAGAUGAGUGAGCGAGAUCCUGGCACAAACACAACACAGUCAUUAAAAGGUCCUGCGCCUAAGAAACGACCGAUGAUUUCUGGCUAAAAAUUAAAAUCGGCCGAUGUUUAUCUUCCAACAAGAGGUUACCUAAUACUAUUUAAAAAUGAAGUUCUUUUGCUUCAGUUUCGCUUUAAACCAAAAAUAUCCAGCCGCGAACUUGCCACGUCUAAUUGUAGCAAAAUCUGUCCCAAAAUAUGCCCUUUCAAAAACCAGUUCAAAAAUCACUAUCGCAACACAAAAUAAUGAGAAAACUACGCAGUUAUGAAAAAAAAAGGCCUUUUAAUGCAAUAUCAUUCGACAAACAUUGAAAAACUGCAGAAACGAAUGAAAAAUAAAUUUUCAAAUAUUACUUAUCAAUUAGAUGGAGCGUUGGAGAUGAUUUUAAAAUAAUUAUUUCUACCAAAUCCAAUGCUGUUUAAAGCAAUCACAGCGAUCAAUCAGACAUUAGAAGGAUAUACAUUACGUUUCUGGAAAAACAUUUUUCGGCCAAAGUAUAUUGACCUUGUACGAAGCGUUCAAAGUUGCAGUGUUUACCGUUAUGUUGCUACUUCGGCGAAACACUUCUCUGUUGCCCAUACGUCCAUGGAUAGCGUGGUAAAUGUCACUUUUAACCUUGCUAGGCGCUCAAAUACCAUCCUAAAUAGAAUGAUAUGGUAUUAAAAGAGAAAGGAAGAUGAAAAAUAGGUAGAAAAAGAAAACAAUUUACAUUUACAUUUUGAACGCUGCGACGACAAUGAACAAGGGAGAAUAAAAAGCAUCAAAAACGGCUUAUUUAUCUUUCACUGAAGGCGAAUCAGUUACAAAAGUUGCACUCAGAUGCGCUCGGGAAAAAUCUUUAUUUGGAAUACCCAGGCAGAAAACCUACUAUGCUCAGAGUUGAAAGAGGAAGAAUUUAUCCAGUUUCCGAUGCUUUUAGCAAGAAAGCUCCAGGUAGUACAUAAAAAACAAGUGCGAGGGUUUGAUCGUGGUAUCCAAAUAUCGAGCUUUUAUUUGUUUGAAUACCACGAUCAAACCCGAAGCACGAGUUUUUUAGAUUGCUUCUCAAACUGCCUAGAUUAACUAGCACCUAAAUCGGAACACUAUUGUUACAUACUUUCUAUUGGUUGCAUAAUUUUGGACAUCAUUAUUAGCUACCGUUCAUCUUUUGUCUCUUUGGGUUUCUUGGAGGACUUCCAAUUGUAUCCUAAAUUUAUGGUUUUAUGGUUUUACUCAUUAAGAUAAUUGCUCCGUGGUUAGUCGGAGCUUGAUUAUGGCAGAAACUAAUGCAGUUACCGUUCAAUUCAAAGAAACUCUCAGCAGCGAAAAAUGUCAACAUAUCAGGCUUGUGAGCUGUUUUUUUUUUUCAACACGUGGUUUAAUUUGAAGCGAACCGGAUAAAUCUCUGUAUUCGAUUCCAAGGGCACUGCAACUGUAAGAAGAAUUUCAGAAAGUAAUUAUUUACCCAAAAGCCUUGGCCAAGCUCUUCAAGAUACAUUAGAGAGUGAGGGAGUGAAGGUUGAAAUGAAUACUCCGAAAGGAGUGGUGGAAACCCACAAUCCUCAAAACAUGACAAUGAUCUGACUGAUCUUCUCGGAGUUAAACGACGUUUGCAAGCCAUCAACUUAAUCAAAAGGUUUACAUCAUUUACCAACUACUUCGUCCACUGUGAUCUUUUGGAUAAGAAUGAAAACGUAUUCAAUGGAGAACCCUCAAGCGUUCUUGGAUGCUUCGACAUUGUCGGGCAACCCUUUGAUAGGGUUAACAAUUAUUCGGAAAUACCAACCCAACGGAAAAUAUCACCGAGGAAUUACAACUCAUCUAUGCGAAUUUUCGUGACCGAUGAGAAUAAGGAGAUCAUUAAUUUCAAUGGCCUUACUUUUUUUGAGCUGGAAACCAUUAAAUGGUUGAAAAUGUAUUCUGAAAAUAUUUUUCGAAGCUGUUCGGGUCAGGGCUGCUUUAUGACCCAAGCCCUUCGUGCUGAAGUUCUUCGGAAUUGAUUGAUCUACUAAGAAAUCAGGACAGACCAAUUCCUCUGCCGAGAACGAAAAAGAUUUAAAAACCAAUUCUUUAACUCCAAGAGAGAAAGAGAAUAGGAUAAAUCGAUUAAAUAAGAACUUCAGAGAAGUAAACCGCAAACUUAAAAAUGAUAAGAAGAAGAAACGAAAUAUUCUGCUUAUAAAGCAGAAAAAGUCACACGAAGAUGAGGUGAAUGAACUUAGAGAUAAACACAGCCUUCUCGCUCAAUCGACACUGUCAUGCGCACAAAAUUUGUAGCUUUAGAAUCAGCGAGUGUGUUGAAAAGUUUUAUCAGGCAAUUUAGAAUUGAAGGUGUUGAAGAUCCUUCGGAUCCAAGCCCCAGAGGGCCUGGUCCAAAGGGGGCAGUUUGCGGAGCGGCAGGUUUUAGAUGGAGAGAAUUCAUGGAAAAAGUCAAACCAGAAGUCUUGAAGAUAAUGAGAGACAACCAUCAGACUAAAAUUAAGAUUUCAAAGAGUGAUAUCACUUGACAUCCAUCUUGCGGAAUACAGAUCAUUAAACGGAAGCUCUUACAUCAAACUCCCAGGUUAUUUUCAAAGGAAGAAAGUAAUAAUAAUUACCAAGAGCAAGGAUGAUCAAUACUUCAAGUGGUGUAUAGCAGAGCACUUGAUCGUAUCAAGUCAUACCCUAAGAAGAUUUCAGACUUGAAAGGAAAGACAAGCCAAUUGAAUUUCAAAGGGAUUGAAUUCCCAGUAAAAUUGAGGGAUACUUGUGGGUUCGAAAAAUGAGGGUAUCACGGUCAAUGUGUUUGGUCUUGAUGAUACAAAAGUCUAUCCUCUCACGAUCAGUGAGAAAAAUAAUAGAGAAGUGAAUGGAAAACUAAUCAUUGACCUUCUUCUGAAUAACGUAUCAUAACGCCGGAAGUAAAUGAUGAAGGAACAAUAACGUUAAUCAAAUUCAAGGAUCACAAUCGUUUUGUAAGAGUUUCAUUCGUAAUUUACGCGGACCUUACAUCAAUAACAGAACCGAUUGACACAUGGAUGAAGGGGUGAUUAGAGCUUCACUAAUCAGUAUCGACAGCACAAACCAUGCAAGUUUAGCUAUAAAAUCGUUUCUUUCGAUGAUAAACUUUAUUCACAAGAGCCAGUCAUCUACGGAGCAAAGAGUGAGGAUUAAGAAGUCGGUCAGAUCAUUCUUGAAAUGCUUGCAGAAAACAUCAAGAAGAUUUCUAAGAAACCAUUUCACAGAGAAGUAUCGUGGUGCAGUUAAUUACAAAUGUAAGCUACAAUUUAAGAAGCCGAAGUUCACUCCGGUCAUUCACAACUUGGCUGGUUAUGAUUCCCAUCUAUUCAUCAAGAAUCUCGAUAAUAUUCAAGGAAAUUACUUCUUCUCUCGAUAAAUUAGUGAAUAAUUUGAGUCAUGAUAAACUGAGACAUACCAGGAAAGUCUUGAAAACCUUCGGCCAGGGCCCGUAGGGGCAGGCCUUCGGCCAGGCCCUGAAGGGUCAGGCAGCGUAGCUGCAAUCAAGUUGGUCUUAAGGAAGGGUGUGUACCCAUAUGACUACAUGAACAGCUUUGAUAAAUUUCAUGAAAUAGAACUGCCCCCCAGGGAAGAGUCCUAUUCAAAGCUGAACGAUUACGUUAUCCCUGAUGAAGACUAUGAGCAUGCACAGAGGGUCUAGAAAGAGUUUGGAUUAAAGACGAUGGGUGAUUACCAUGACCUUUAUCUCAAACUAGACGUUUUCCUUCUUCCAGAUGUGUUUGAAGAGUUCUGGAACGUCUGUCUCGAGAAUAAUGCGCUCGACCCUGCCUGGUAUUACACCGCUCCUGGAUUGGCUAGGGAUGCUGAGUUGAGCUUGAGCUAUUGGGUGACCCUGGCAUUCUGCUGAUGGUUGAAAAAGGAAUUCGGGGAGGAAUCUCAAUGAUCUCAAAUCGCUUUGCACUGCCAAUUUAUCCAUACAUAGAUAAAAAUUAUGAUGAAUCAAAGACAACGAAAUACGCCAGCUAUCCCGAUGCAAACAAUCUUUAUGAGGGGGUAAUGUGUCAGCCUCUUCAUGUUAGAAAUUUCAAGUGGAUGCAGCUAUGAUGCCCAGCUGAAGGCUUGAUUGACUUUGAAAACUGGAGAGAAACUCCUUGUAUUCUUGAGGUGGAACUUGAGUAUUCAAAAGAGCUUCAUGACGAUCUUAACGACUAUCCACUUGUCCUUGAGAGACUGAGGAUCAAUGGGGUAGAAAAACUGAUUCCAAAUCUGAAUGAUAAGAAGAGAUAAGUAGUUCAUCACAAGACACUAAAACAGUGUCUCGAUCUCGGUUUGAAGAUUAAGAAGAUUCAUAAGGGAAUAAGCUUGAAGGAAGAGCCUUGACUGAGGAUAUACAUUGACUUAAACUCGAGUCUGCGCGCAAAUGCAAAAAAUGAAAUUGAGAAAGAGUCUUUCUAGUUGAUGAACAAUACAGUCUUCGGAAAAACUAUGGAAAACAUCAGGAAUCGGGUAGAUAUGAGAUUAGUCAAUGAUAGAAAGAUAGCAUUGAAACUUGCAGCGAAACGAAACUUUAAGCAUCGGUCGAUUUUCAAUAAAGAUUUGGCGAUUCAUGUGAAGAAGACAAAACUUAAUUUCGAUACGCCGGUCUAUUGUGGAAUGAGCAUCAUCGAUAUCAGCAAGACUCUGCUGUAUGACUUCUAUUUUAGCUACAUCAUGAAGAAGUAUGGAGAUUGUGUAAAGCUUCUCCUCGCAGACACUGAAAGCUUGAUGUAUGAGGUUGAAACUGAAGAACUGUACAAGAAUACAAGCGGUGAUGUUGAAGAUAAGUUCGACACAAGUAAAUACCCUCAUGUGUCAGGGAUCCCAAGUGGAAAAAUAAGAAGGUCGUGGGAAUGAUGAAGAAUGAAGCUGGUGGAAAGAUCAUUAGAGAGUUUGUUGGAAUGAGAGAAAAAAUCUACAGCUACAAGAUGUUUGAGGGAUAAAAAGAGAAAAAGUUCAAAGGGAUUAAGAUGACUGUAAUAGUAAAAGGGGAUAACUUACGAAGACUACAAGGAGAGCCUAUCCAGCGAAGAAAUACAAACGAGGAAAAUGAAUGUAAUCAGAUCACAUAGGCAUAAAGUCUUCACUAAUCAACAAGAUAACUUUGAGUGCGAACGAUGAAGAAUAAUAAGAGAAGUUAGAAUAGUAACUUUUGCUCAUGGUCAUUAUCAAUUGAAUCAAUAAAAAAAAUGAAUCCUGAUAAUAUCCUCUUCAAUGCAUCAAUAGUUGGACCUACAAAAUUCAGGAAAGACAAGAUACUUGGUCAAUCUCUUGAGCACCACCUUCCGAGGAAAGUUUGACUACAUCGUUCUCCUCUGUCCAACAUUCAUCCACAACAAAUGAGAAGGACUUACUUAUCUUAUGUGUACAGGAGAACUGGUACACUGAUCAUUCUCGAUACUGCGCUGCUUCGAGAGAUGUGAAGCAGGGGAGGAAUGGACCCGUGAAUGUAGCAUUCAGUGCAAGACACAGGGAAACAGCGUUUGGGUCCUCAUACAAAAGAUGACAAGUAUCGCAAAGCCAUUCCGAGAGAACACUGCUGUAUCAGUUCUCUUUUACACAACAUCAGCCAAGGAUACGAAGAUCAUUUUCGAGGAUUACGCGGGUGAGUUGAUGAAAGAAUUGAUGGCAAAGCUAAAAAGUAUUCUCAUGUCAUAUUCUCACUUCCUCAUCCUUAUUACAUUGAUCUUGAACUUCCGUGGAAAUAUUUCUAUCUCUCAAUUAAAAUGGAGAUGACUGACAAUAAAAAAGACGCUUUUAAUGAUGUUCGGAACAUUCUCGAGAUUUAACCCUUCAGUGAUUCACGACAUCGAGAAAGACUCGCUGUUCUCGUUGCAAGUGGCAAAGAGAAGAAAAUGAUUGGUGUAUCUGAGGAUCAAGUCAAGAAGCUUACUGAGCAAGAUGUUGAGAAGUACUUUGAGAGAUAUGAAGCUUUAUUGUCCUCAAAGACUUGCGAUGCAAUUGUUGAUACAUUUCUUCAGCUUUCAUUUAAAGCAUUAGCUCAUUUUCUCCCUGUUGGUAAAAGAAAACUUCUGAAGGACUUGAAUGAUAAAUUUAUGGCAACUAGAGAACUCGGAAUUCUUGCCAGUGGAUUGAGUCUCAGGUAUGGAGAGUACAUGGCAAUCACAAGUGUUGCUCUUCUCACUGUCAAAAAUAUUGAAGUACCCUUGGUCAACGAUAAGGAAAUAGAUACAUUUGUGAAGAAACUGAUCAAGUUCUUAUCAAGUACUUGAUAAGAACUGGUGCAAGUACUUAAUAAGAACUUGUGUAAGUACUAGAAUAAGUUUUUGAAAGAGAACUUGUGUAAGUACUUAAUAAGAAGUUAAAAUUAUGCAUCAACAAAUAUAAUGGAUGGCAAAGAACCUAAGACUAAAGAAGCUCCGGUUAACCUCAGCCGGACUUCGUAGAGGCUCAACAGGUGACUUCAACUGAUGAAAAUAAUACAAAAUGAAAUAAAGAGUCAGGGCUUGUCGCAGCUGGCAAAAACCUUGCUGAACGCAACAGAAGAGUGAGAGAGGUAAAGAAAAAGAAAGAUGUUUGAAAGCAAUCCGAAGUUCCGAAGGAUCUAGGUCCUAGAGGGGGAGGAUUGCAACUAGAACCAGAACCGGAGGCCUUCGGCCAGGCGCCGAAGGGGCAACCAUCAUCAUUCUCACUCACUCAAAUUCUUUAAUUCUUUUUGAUGGCGCUCCACUCCCCGGCCAAAGGCUUGGCUCUCGUUAAUCAACCGCAACCAAAACCAUAGCGAAGUGAAACGCAGCAAAACACACACACACAGAUUGCCUCUUCGAGGCCCGGUCCUAAAGGGCUGCCUGUAAGAGUAAAACAAAUGGAUUGAUUUUUUUCAGUUCAACAACAACAAAUGUCUGAUAAUAAGCUUAUGAAAGCAUUGACCAAUUCAGCUCAAAGAAAGUUGUCAAGAACUAAAAAAAACGGUGGUCCGGGCUUGACCCAAAACACCUUUUUUAUCCUCUGUUUUGGAUUAUCCCAGAACUGUCAUUUCCUUUCUCUCAUUGUCUCUCUAAGAAAAAUAAUUAAUUAUGUGUAUUCACGUAUUUUUUCAUAUGCAUCAUCAGCAAAACAUAAAACAGGCGAGUACCAGCAUGAUGUUUGAAGGAUUCCUUUCUGAAAUGAGGCGAAGAUCCAAAAUACGAGGCAAAAAAAGGAUCCACUGCAAUCUGUUGCAAAAGAACAAUCUGCAAACCCGUUGAGAUACUGCUUUGAGUCCGAACUUCGGGCAUAAGUAUUUCCAAAAUCCACCAAUCCGUAGACCUGUACCUCUCCUUCAGUUAUAACCCUGAAACUAUGAUUUAGGUAUAUAAGUUGUGCUCUCGGGGCAAGGAAACAACGUUAGCGAGGUAUCAGUUCUAAAUAAUCUUUUUAUCUUUUCCUAUUAGACUAGAAGUCGUGGUUUACUUGGCCGAUCGAGAUUUCUACACUAACAAAACGGAAAUAUAACUUCUUUUAAGCGGCCAUUCAAUAGUAUCUACUCGAGGACACAUUUCUAACACUGUUUUUUUUGUCUUUUAACUUUCACAGUUACCGUUUCAAAGGAAACUUAUUGACGUGUCGUUGUUGAGCAAGUCGCAGGUAACUGUCAAAGAUUAAAAAAUGUUCAGACUAAACUGAUGACCAUUGUCUUGUUCCAAUAACCAGUUUGGCCCGCACGCUUUUUUGACGAGGUUUACUACUGGCAUUUCUUGUUCUGUUACAGGUCGACUGGUUAAAUAAGUAUCAUGAAAGGACAAGAGAAGUUAUAGGAGCGGAGCUCAGAAGACGGAAAAGGGAAAUGGCUUUGAAGUGGCUCAUGAAAGAAACGGAGCCGCUAAAAUAAAUAUUCCUCAUAGUUUUACUUAAAGCCGGU